Molecule: messenger RNA, 351 nt
Organism: Aspergillus thermomutatus
Lineage: Eukaryota; Fungi; Ascomycota; Eurotiomycetes; Eurotiales; Aspergillaceae
Gene: S10a
Product: 40S ribosomal protein uS10
Exons: 3
Coding region: 1-351 (116 amino acids)
Biological process (GO): translation
Cellular component (GO): cytosolic small ribosomal subunit; ribosome
Molecular function (GO): RNA binding; structural constituent of ribosome
Source: RefSeq, a predicted model, not a curated record
AUGUCUUUCCAGAAGCCUGAGAAGGAGUUCGGCGAGGGCCCUAAGGUCCACAAGAUCCGUAUCACCCUCACCUCUCGCAAGGUCGCCUCCCUCGAGAAGGUGUGCUCUGAGCUGAUCGACCGUGCCCGCUCCAAGUCCCUCCAGGUCAAGGGCCCUGUCCGUCUGCCCACCAAGACCCUCCACAUCUCCACCCGUAAGACCCCUUGCGGUGAGGGUUCCAAGACCUGGGACAAGUACGAGAUGCGCAUCCACAAGCGUCUCAUCGACCUCCUCGCCCCCACUGAGACUGUCAAGCAGAUCAUCAUCAACAUCGAGGCUGGUGUUGAGGUUGAGGUUACCAUUGCCGCCUAG